UUCACUUUACCCUCAUAAAAACAUGAGGAUACCAUAAGAACACAUACACCGAAGCAAACUUUUUGCCAUUUAUUUCCACUCCCAAGUUUUGCGCACAACCGAUAUCGGUCGGACCUGUAUGGCCCCAUCUGCCGCCAUGUCCACUCUAACAGUUGGUUUGAAGACCGAAGACGUCCCCUCGCGCUCUCUCCUCGUCAGCCGGAGCGACAUGCAGCAGACGAGCCUCAGUCCACCGGAGGAGACGGUGAAGCCCAAAGUGGCCAUUCUCCCCUUCAGCGUCGAGGCGCUGAUGGCUGACAGAAAACCCAGUCGGGAUUUGUCAUCCCACGACCACUCGUCCGUCGCCGGGACGUCCCACGCGCUGGGCGUACGGAUGGGCUCCCUCUCCAAUUUGGAUAGUUCGGUUUCUUCUCUUUCCAUGGGCUCCUCGUUUUCUGUGGGCGACAUCAUGAACAUGCAGGACGACGUGCAGAUUAAACCCGAGAGUCCGGACAGCAAGGACAGGAAUUCCUGGUUACAGAAUCCUCGUUUUUCUCCCACGCCUCCACGACGGCUGAGUCCUCCUGCCUGUCCCCUGAGGAAGCACAAAACCAACCGAAAGCCCCGGACCCCGUUCACCACGUCCCAACUCCUGGCCCUGGAGAGGAAGUUCCGCCAGAAGCAAUACCUCUCCAUCGCCGAGCGCGCAGAGUUCUCCAGCUCCCUCAACCUGACAGAGACACAAGUGAAAAUAUGGUUCCAGAACAGACGGGCGAAAGCCAAGCGGCUCCAGGAGGCGGAAUUGGAAAAACUGAAAAUGGCAGCCAAGCCUAUGCUUCCUCCAGCUUUCGGAAUUUCCUUUCCUCUCGGUGCGCACGUCCCGGGGUCUUACGGUGGCUCCCAUCCGUUCCAUAGGCACUCUCUGCCUGUGUCACCCGUAGGACUGUACGCUGCUCACGUCGGAUACAGUAUGUACCAUCUCGCUUGAGCGGGGACCACGGACCAUAUCGCGCUGUCCGGCUGACCUCAUGGGCACCACCGGGCCCCAUCAGCAGAAGCAUGGGUGUAAGGGCUGUAGGCGCUUGCACCGUGACUGCUGUAGGGCCUACAUGUUCAUGAUGACCUGAUAGUAAAAUGUUGAACAACAGGACAGCAUCCACAGAGUGUGUGUCAAAGAUAGCCCCCCUGUCUUGACAAUUCGUGGCGGGCUUGGACUUCGGCCAGAUUUAAAGGGCUAUACAAACAAUGGGCGAUGGUGGCGAACAGUGUGUGUCGUUUUGCACCUACAAAAUAACAAUCCCCAGGUAGGUUGGGCUCUGACUCUGGGUUGGUGACACACCCCAACCCCGUUCACGUUGCGUUCAUAGACAUGAUGAUGCACACAUAUAGUGGGUCACUAACUGUCAUCAAAUGCUCUUUUUUUGCUAAAUUAGAGAACCACAGCAUUGUAUAACAGCACUGUCUGUUUGUCGGAAUGAUUCCCUUCGAAAGGGAUUUGUGUACUGUAAAAUAUGUAUAUUUGAAGAAUACCCUCAUUUAUAUUAUGACUAUAUUUGUGACAUAAAUUAACAAUAAAUUGUUUAUUCUUUUCAUGAA
Molecule: messenger RNA, 1575 nt
Organism: Gadus macrocephalus (Pacific cod)
Lineage: Eukaryota; Metazoa; Chordata; Actinopteri; Gadiformes; Gadidae
Gene: msx1a
Product: muscle segment homeobox 1a
Exons: 2
Coding region: 119-967 (282 amino acids)
Biological process (GO): regulation of transcription by RNA polymerase II; embryonic morphogenesis
Cellular component (GO): nucleus
Molecular function (GO): DNA-binding transcription factor activity, RNA polymerase II-specific; RNA polymerase II transcription regulatory region sequence-specific DNA binding
Source: RefSeq, a predicted model, not a curated record